Molecule: messenger RNA, 2738 nt
Organism: Loa loa (African eye worm)
Lineage: Eukaryota; Metazoa; Nematoda; Chromadorea; Rhabditida; Onchocercidae
Exons: 18
Coding region: 13-2166 (717 amino acids)
Biological process (GO): integrin-mediated signaling pathway; cell-matrix adhesion
Cellular component (GO): cell-substrate junction
Molecular function (GO): integrin binding
Source: RefSeq, a predicted model, not a curated record
UUAAGGAAAGCAAUGACACAUUUGGUGGAGAAUGAUAUCGCUAACGAUGGCAGUUGGCAAAUUUCGAUCUUAGUUACCGACUUGAACAUUCAACGAAAUUUAUAUGUAACCGGAUCGUUGCACAUUGGUGGCUUAAUGCUUAGGCUGGUCGAUGAAGUUGAUGUGAGCAAAGAUUGGAGUGAUCAUGCACUUUGGUGGCCCGAAAAAAGACGCUGGCUUACGCAUACUCGUAGUACUCUAGAUCAGAUUGGUAUUACUGCAAAUUGCAACUUAGAGUUCACUCCUCAGCACAAACUGGCAAUAGUGCAGUUACCAGAUUUACAAAUGAUUGAUGCACGCUUGGAUUUUUCUGUGAAUAUUGUUCGUGCCACGCAGCAACUUUGUCGAGAAAUCGGCAUAAGAUACUCUGAAGAAUUAUCGUUAGUACGAUUUAUACCACCAGAACUUCUUAGGAAAGGUCUUGGAUUUGAGCUGGAUCAAGUUGGUCCGCAGCAGCUGGCACACUUGGAGGAAUCUAUUGGUCCUGGCACCCUUCGCCGACAGAAACCGAUCAGUGCAUCUACUUCAAAUUUAUCUCGACCACUUCGUCGAGGUACCAGUCCGGGAUUGUCAACUAGUGGCCAGAUAUUUAAUGCUAGUGAGCUUGGUUCACUUCCUCGUGCAGGAACAGUUCCACGAGGGGUCAGUCCUGGUCCUGGUGCAUAUGGUGGUUCAAUUGGCCGUAACCCUAUUAUGCCUUCCGUCUCAUUCUGUGAAGGGCUCGAAAAUGAACAGUAUGAUAUGGCGCUUGUGCACUCACCGCGAAUUAUUCCAAGUAAAGAAAUGAGUAUCUUUAGGCCACAAAAUUAUGUAGAAAAAGCAGCGCUCAAUCGUGGUUGGCUUGAUUCAUCAAGGUCUCUUAUGGAACAAGGCAUAUCCGAAGGUGACAUGGUCCUUCUGAGAUUCAAAUACAUGUCGUUUUUUGACAUAAAUCCUAAGUACGAUCCAGUGCGUAUUAAUCAGUUGUACGAACAAGCCAAAUGGUCGAUUUUAUUGGAAGAAUAUGAUCAUACCGAAGAAGAAGCAAUGCUUUUUGCUGCAUUGCAAUUGCAAGCUACCCUGCAGCGUGAUCUGCCAGAACCAGAAGCUCCAGAGAAAGAUGAUGUGGAUUUAUUACUUGAUGAACUUGAGCAAAAUCUGGAUGCUGCAGCUUUCAAUCGUAAGGCAGAUCUUACGCAAGUCCCUGAACUUGCCGAUUAUCUCAAAUAUAUGAAGCCGAAAAAAAUAGCAUUCAAAGGCUUUAAACGAGCGUAUUUCUCAUUUCGAGAUUUACAUCUCAGUUGGCAUCAAAAUUCAAACGACAUGAACGGUCCACCAGUGGGGCAUUUCAGUCUCAAAGGAUGUGAGGUAACACCAGAUGUUUUCUUGGCACAAUCAAAAUUCCAUAUCAAAUUGCUUAUACCAAGUAGUGAAGGUAUGAGCGAAAUGAUUUUAAAAUGCGACACGGAACAUCAGUAUGCACGUUGGAUGGCUGCAUGUCGCCUUGCUUCGCGUGGAAAAACAAUGGCUGAUGCGAGUUAUCAGUCAGAAGUUGAUUCCAUCAAAAAACUUCUGCAAAUGCAGUCAGGAGUGGCAGGGGCGCAGAAUAACACGCUGAAGAAGCACCAUGCUGUGGAAUUGCCUCCUGAUUUCAAUGUUGAUGAAUUUGUUUCGCAGAGGUAUGCUCGCAGGGCGCGUUCAAGACAAGCACUCCAACAACGAAUCACUGAAGCACAUUCAAGUGUUCGAAAUCUGUCGAGCACGGAAGCGAAGUUACAAUACAUACGAGCAUGGGAAGCACUACCAGAACACGGCAUCCAUUACUUCGUCGUUCGGUUCAGGAAUAGUCGGAAGUCGGAAUUGAUGGGCAUCGCUUUCAACAGAAUAAUGCGAAUGAAUAUGGAUACGGGAGAAAGUCUGAAAACAUGGAGGUUUUCGACGAUGAAAAAAUGGCACGUGAACUGGGAAAUUCGACAUCUAAAAAUACAAUUCGAGGAUGAGGAUAUUGAAUUCAAACCUCUGUCUGCUGAUUGCAAGGUUGCACAUGAAUUCAUUGGUGGCUAUAUUUUCCUAUCGCUGCGAAACAAGGAACAAAAUCAAACAUUAAACGAAGAGCUUUUCCAUAAAUUAACUGGUGGAUGGGCUUAAAUCAGUAGUGUUUUUUCUUAUGAGAUUUUUAUGCAGUUUGACAUUACUGCCAACAAUUUAACAGAACAUCAAAAGUGUUAUCUUAAUCUGGAAUUAAAAUUAGCAAAACAGCUAUAUAUCGACAUAAGCUCCAGGCUAACUUAUUGUUGCACAUAGUUCUAUGCAGUCCCGCUAUGAGAGAUAUUGAUGACCGAACUCUAUUAACAGCAGAAGUGCUAGCGAUUCAGAUUAAAUUUUAGAAAGCAUACUACAGAAAUCUCUUGGUUAGUUCUCACAUAACUGAAUACAUCGUCGAUAUAUAUUUGUUUCUUUUUUUGUAUUUGAUGCUGUAUCUCCAUUUUUUUUAAAAUUUACUCCUCUUUGUGUGCCUUUGGUUUUUUUUAAUUUGUAAUUAUCCGAAUACCUGUUAUCCUGUCAUCAUGGUUAGUUUUAUAUUGCUUUUCACUUUUUUUCUACAGUCAAAACUGCCUCGGCCAUUUGACAGUGAUAACAAAGAAUUUAAUAAAAUGCUGGUCACACAUGCUAUAAGUUCUAUCAUAUUUCAAACGUGGAUCAUAUAAAGUCAUUCCAGC